Messenger RNA from Mesocricetus auratus (golden hamster), 2373 nucleotides. RefSeq names its product phosphatidylinositol glycan anchor biosynthesis class H (gene Pigh). Gene Ontology annotation, cellular component: glycosylphosphatidylinositol-N-acetylglucosaminyltransferase (GPI-GnT) complex. The record is from RefSeq and is a predicted model, not a curated record. The transcript is spliced from 4 exons. Gene Ontology annotation, biological process: GPI anchor biosynthetic process. Bases 66 to 632 code for a protein of 188 amino acids. Lineage: Eukaryota; Metazoa; Chordata; Mammalia; Rodentia; Cricetidae.
GGAGCCAGCGAGACUUCGGUCCUCCUGGUGGGCUAGAGCGGCGCCACCGCCUGGCGCACGGGGCCAUGGAGGAAGAGAAGAGCUUCUCGGAUAUCUGCGGCGGCCGCCUGGCCCUGCGGCGCCGCUACUACUCGCCGUACUGCUGCGAGUUCGGCCUCAGCUCGCCUCGGCUGUCGCUGCGCUCGCUCACCGCCGUCACCUGCGCCGUGUGGCUGGCGGCUUACGGACUCUUCACCCUGUGCGAGAACAGCAUGAUCCUCUCUGCUGCCAUCUUCAUCACCAUCAUAGGCCUGCUUGGUUACCUCCAUUUUGUGAAGAUUGAUCAGGAGACUCUAUUAAUCAUCGACUCACUUGGCAUCCAGAUGACUUCAUCCUACGCUUCAGGCAAAGAAAGUACCACCUUCAUAGAGAUGGACAAGGUCAAAGAUGUUAUCAUCAAUGAGGCUAUUUACAUGCAAAAGGUGAUUUACUACCUCUGCAUCUUACUGAAGGACCCAGGGAAGCCACAUGAGAUAUCCCGAGUAGUCCCUGUCUUCCAGAGUGCCAAGCCCCGGUUGGACUGCUUGAUUGAAGUAUACAGGAGCUGCCAGGAGAUCCUGGCACACCAGAAAGCCACAUCAACAAGCCCAUGAACCUCAGCAUUCAAAGACCAGUAUUGUCUUUAUGGGAGAGGACUCCUAGACCAUAGUCGCUGGUUUAUCUCCUGUACUGUAAAACCAUUAGGUGGAAACAGUCCUGGGAAUAAAAAUGGAUGAGAUGAUCUCAGAGCCAUAGAGGAGGCAGCUGGAACUUGACUCAGUGUUUUGAUGUAACAUCAAGUUCCUCUUGUAGUUUUUAUCUACAGUACUAAUCAAGGGGAGACCUUAUGGAUUUUGUCAUAUCAAAAGUAGGCCAGGCAUAGUGGCUCAUGCUUUAAUCCCAGGACUCAAGAGGCAGAAGCAGGUGAUCUAGAGUUUAAGGCCAUCCAGGGCUACAUAGUGAUGAGCCCCCUUGCCCCCUCAAAAUGUACAUGAAGAUCACUUUGAAAUUUCUAAGCACAUUUAUAUUUGUGUUAAAAUCUGUGGAGUACUGAGUCUGAUACCAGAUUUUAUAAGAAAAAUAUAAUUUCCAUCUGUAUGGACUCUUGUCUAAAAGUUAGGAAGGUUUUUUUUUUAAAUGUAUGAAUUAGGAAUAAAAUGCUUUCCAAGGGGAUAGCCUCUGGCCCAUCUAGCUCCUUUGAUCUGUGCAAGAUGACUCAAUCCACAGUUUAGCUAGGGAUGUUGUGGAUGCCAGCAAUUCCAGCACCUAGGGAUGUCAACAAGAGGGUUGGAAGUUUUGAGGCCAACCUGGGCUACAUGGUGUGGCACUGUCUCAAACUCUAAAAUAAAUAAAUAUCCAAAACACACCGUAAUUGCCUGGUUCACUGACAGCUUUUUAUUGACAGGCAUACAUAGCAUUACAGCCAUGAGUGUCAAGCACAUUAGUACCUUUCUGUUACUUAGUAUUUUCUAUUGUUUCAAAAGCUGCUUUGGCCAAGAGGGCUUAGAUGAAAAGUGAGAGAUUUUGUGUUGGUCCCAGACAUGGGACUGUCAUAUUAAAGGAUGAAGAACCUGAUUUACAGAAGCUGUUGUUUCUAAGGCAGUUUCUUAGAUUCCUAGAGAUCAGGAAGAAGAAAAGGAGCUGGGCUAGGUGGCCCUUGCCUUUAAUCCCAGUACUCGGGAGUUUUUGGCUAGCCUAGUCUAUGUAGUGAAUUCCAGGACAGCCAGGACUACAUAGUGAGACCCUGUCUUUGAAAGGAAGGAAAGGAAAAGGAAUGGAAAGGGAAGAGGAGAAAACUUCAAGAGAAAAGGAGAGGCUAAUCUGACCUCCAAAUCUAGUACAAACAGUUCCGUUCUUUGGAGCUCUAUUUACAAAACACCAGAGAGUAGACCACAUCUUUUUUUACUUUAAAGGCCACUUGGGAUGUGACCCACAGGAACUGUAUUCUCUGACUUUCACACUAGCCUUGAAGGAGUUGUCAGGACACUAUAGUGAUGUCACUUGAGGUAGACCUGUGUCCACUAGAACCCCAGUCCUGGGGUGGGAGUUGGGGUUGGAACAGAAAUGGCUGCCUGCCUUGCAAGUCAAACUUGUUCAAAGUCAGACUCUUGUGCCAUUUUAAAGUCAUGUUUGUCAGUUCAAAGGACAAGAAAAGAAAGAUUACAGCAACUAAGGCAUUUGAACAAACUAAUUUCGGCUUUGCAGUUUUUUUGUUGUGUACAACAUACAUAUUGUUGGGUUAAAGGUUUAUUUCUUGGGUGCUGCUCCUAUCCCCUCGUCCAUGUUACUGAAAGAGAUAGAACUGCCUUACAACUACACAAUAAACUUAGUUUUUUUAUAUGUUGGAAAAUCAAA